AUGGCGUCGUUGUCAAAGAAAUGGGCCAGGAUCAUUUCUCGCGUCGCUUCUCAAAUUUAUUUCCUCCUCAUUAUUUUCCAAGUUCCUCUUUUCAGAUUCCCAUGUAGAAUUGGCAUGUGCGAAACACCUAUGGAGGUGACAUCCUCUCAGCUGAUUGCGAGUGAGGUUCUUCCUACAGUGGUAGUAAAGAUCAUUCUGUCUCCUGGAGCCAUUGCAAAAGCCAUUACCAAGAAAACAAGCAUGCCGACCUACAACGACUUGCUGAGCACUGGGAAAUUCAUCAACAUGGGUAAAGGGCCGUCAACAAUCGAUCUCAAGCACAUGGAGGUUCUUGCAGGAAGCUACUUCUCUUUAGCUGGAGCAUUUCUAGGUCUAAUGAGAUCUGGAAGGAUGAGCCUCUUUGGGGUAAUGCUCAUCAUUUUGGGAAUUGCCAGGGAAGUCAAUUUUGGAAAGCAUGCGCCUAACGAUCCUUCUAAAGAAGUUUGCAUGUACCGUUCAAUGUACAUUGCUGUGCUUUCUGCUUUCUUUUCUAUUAGAGGGGAUGUCAGAAAGCUAAUCCGCAGUAGCAAAGUUAAACAUAUUAUUCAUCCGCUCAGGCAUUCAAAAGCAAAGCGUAAAUGAGUUGAUAACUUCUUGUUUUACAUUUCUGGAUUUUUUUC
Molecule: messenger RNA, 659 nt
Organism: Coffea eugenioides
Lineage: Eukaryota; Viridiplantae; Streptophyta; Magnoliopsida; Gentianales; Rubiaceae
Exons: 3
Coding region: 1-621 (206 amino acids)
Source: RefSeq, a predicted model, not a curated record